UUCCUCCAUUUCCUGUUUGGAUUCGGAACGAGACAUUAUACCUUCAGAAUGGGAAUAAAAGGCGGAUAGAAUAGGAUAAUCGGGUGGAUGAUUUGGCCCACUAAAUGCAGCUAAGCCUACAAGAACGGGGAAAGAGUCGCGUGUUUACCGGAGAUGAAGGCGACCACCUGUGGUAAUUAGAUGUGUAGUGUGUUCCAAACACCUGUGUGUAGGACCAACGGAAGAAGGCCGCGACAAACGUGUUAUAACUGAAAAAUACUGGAGGCUUCAACUGUGAUAAAGCCGUUUAAAACAAGUACACAGCCCCAUCAUGUCCAGCUCGCUCCUAUGGGCAGUGGACGUAUACGGGAAGGUGUACAGCCUAUCCACCACCAGAGGGCGCUGGGAGCGUGACGAGGACAACCUCCUGGAGCUAAAGCGUGUUACCGCUGGACAGAGGUGCAGCUGGGGAGUUGGCUGUGACCACCAUGUUUACCUCAAUAUCGACCCUGGGGAGGUGCCAAUUCACUAUCGAGAGGAGACCUAUGAGAACCAGAGGUGGAACCCAGUGGACGGCUUCACUGACGUGCUGCUGCCCACUGACCGUUGGGCCUGGAGUGACCUCACAGGGGUGACCGCCCAGCCGCUGCACAGCUUCCUGUUGCCCUCAGACAGCUGGGAGUGGGAGGGGGACUGGUACGUUGAUCAGGUCUGCGCUGGAGGAGACCCCACUGAACCUGGGGGCUGGGAGUAUGCAGUGGACUUUCCUGCUAACUUCUCCAGAGAGAAGAAGUGGAACUCAUGUGUUUGUCGCAGGCGAUGGAUUAGAGACAGGAUAUACAAAGCCAGAGGCUCUUGGACCAAGAUCCCCUUGGACCACCCCAAGCAGCCCCCUCUCCCCCUCAGUGACAUUAGCUGUGGAGGCUGGGAGAUGAGCGACCAACCCGGGCGAUAUCACUUCCUGUGGGGUGUGUCCCAACAAGGACAGGUGUGGUUCAGGAGUGGCAUCCUGCCACAGGUCCCCGAGGGCCAGUGCUGGGAGGAGGUGGAGGCCCCCAGGGAGGUGGCCCAGAUCUCUGCCGGACCAGGGGACUUGCUCUGGGCUGUACUCUGGGACGGACAGCUACUGGUCCGCACAGGCAUCUGCCUGGACAGCCCUACAGGUUCCUCAUGGGUGGUGGUGGAUUCUCCCCCAGUAAAGGAGGGCGGAACCAUCCAUGUUGCUGUGGGGGUCAGCGUGGUGUGGGCCAUCACUAAGGACUACAAAGUGUGGUUUCGGCGGGGGGUGAACUCCCAUAACCCCUGUGGCUCAGGAUGGAUCAGCAUCGGAGGGGAGAUGAUGAUGGUGGAUGUGGGACUCAAUGACCAGGUGUGGGGAGUUGGAGAGGACCGUGGGCUGUACUUCAGGAAGGGUGUCACCCCAUCGGAGCCCAGUGGGAGGGGCUGGAUACCUGUUUCUGCCCAAUGGGGUCACAGCAAAGAGACGGUCCAACCCAGUGCUGGCUGUGAGUUUGGGGGACAGGUGACCAAUGCUUCCCAUGGCUCUGUUCUGACCUGCGAGGACUCAGGGGACACAGAGCUCCUCCUCACCACCACCCCAAGGCCACAGGAUACCCCUAAAGCCUUCAUCCCCACCAGCGACAGCUUCAUCUCCAGCCUGGUGGCUGACCGUGAGCCCCUGAGGACCCCCACACCCUCCCCCAAAAAGCCACCCCAGGGGAAGGACGGCGAGGCCACCCCAGCUCCGAUGUGCAAUGUGGACCUGGAGGCAGCUCAGAGCCCCCAGGGAGAGGCAUCUUCUCUAGGCAGGGCAGGGGACAUGGGACCCCCCACCUCAGUGGCCACCUACCCCCUGGGUCUGGAGCUCUCUCUGGGUUUAGGGGAGGAGGACGGGCCUGUAUGGGCCUGGAUCUCUGGCGGAGGCUGCGACGUGGACCAUACAGCUCAGAUGACCUGGCUCAGGCCUGCAGACCCAUGCUCCACUGCCCUGUCCAUCGCCCCUGUUGAACCAGAAGCCUCGGCGGCUAGGAAGGCAGAGACCACCACCAGUAAGGAGCCAGCGGAGAGAAGCGCGUCUGUGUGGGUGAGGAAGGGCAGCAUGCGCUGGUGGAGGGACUGGAAGCCCUAUCGCUGGGUGGAUGUGGGCGUGGCCCUGGAGCAGUCCACCGACGUCAAUGGCAAGAGGGAUGCCAUCUUCUUCAUCUACUUCACCCAGUAUGACGAGAAGAAGUACAUCCAUGUGUUUAUAAGUGAUGUGACGGUGCUGGUUCCUGUACUCAAGGAAAACUCCCAUCAUGCCUUUGCGGUGUACACGUCAGAUAACACAAAACAAAGAUGGCCGCUGAUCCUGGCUACACAGACUGAGAAGGACAUGGCUGACUGGCUGUCCCUGUUGGCUGGGUGCUGCUGCGAGGCCAGAGGGAUCAGGGGAACCCCCUCCCGACAGGCCCUGUGGUCAGUCACCUCCAAGGGGGACGUGAUGGUCCACGAGCCCUCUCCCUGUCUGGAGGCCCCGGCACACACCUUGCCCUGUGACACGAUGUUUUGGCUGCAGGUCCCGGGCCACCUGCGCUGUGUAGAGUCUAACAGUCUGGGUGUGGUGUGGGGGAUCGGGUAUGACGGCACCGCCUGGGUCUACUCUGGUUCGGGCAGCGCUGCUCAGGAAGAGCCCCCUCAGGGAGACAGGGUUACCCUGCACACACAGACAGAUGGAAGGACUGUGUACAUCUAUGAGAACCAGCGAUGGAACCCCAUGACCGGAUACACAGACAAGCUCCUCCCCACAGACCGGUUCCCGUGGAGUGAUGACAACGGCUUUACAGAGUGCACCAAGUCCACCACCCACCCACCCUCGCCUCAGUGGAGCUGGGUGACAGAGUGGGCCGUCGACUUCGCUUUCUCAGGAGGGACAGACAAAGAGGGGUGGCAGUAUGCAGCAGACUUCCCUGUGACGUUUCAUGGCAACAAGAGCCUGAAGGACUUUGUCAGACGUAGGCGCUGGGUCAGGAAGUGUAAAAUCACCCUGACUGCCCCGUGGCAGGAAGUCCCACCCAUCCCCCUAAGUGACAUCACAGUGUUGCCGUGCCUGGCUCAGAGCAGUAUGGAGCAGGUCCCAGUCUGGGGCCUCAGUGACAAGGGGGACGUCCUGUGUCGCCUGGGGGUCACCCCCCAAAACCCUGCGGGUUCCUCGUGGCUCCACGUGGGUACUGACCAGCCCUUCAAGUCCAUCUCCAUCGGGGGAGGUCACCAGGUGUGGGCCAUUGCCAGGGACAGAGCUGUGUUCUACAGGGGCUCAGUGUCUGCCAGCAACCCUGCAGGAGAGUGUUGGUACCACAUCCCUUCCCCACCCAAACAGAGCCUCAGACAGCUGUCUGUAGGGAGAACCUCGGUCUACGCCGUGGAUGAAAACAGUAACCUGUGGUACAGACAGGGCCUGACUCCCAGCUACCCCCAGGGCUCAGCCUGGGAGCUCAUCUCCAACAAUGUGACCAAAGUCUCAGUAGGACCUCUAGAUCAGGUAUGGGUGAUAGCAGACUGGGUCCCAGGCUGCCCCAGUGAGCUGUCUGUCCCUGGAGCUGUCUGUCACAGGCUGGGGGUGGGACCUAUGCAUCCCAAGGGCCAGUCCUGGGACUACGGCAUCGGGGGAGGAUGGGAGCACAUCAGUGUGAGAGGGAACUCCACAGAGGCUCUACGUGCCACCCCGGCCCUUACUGGAUCCACCCUCCGUAGCCCACUCCCUGCCAGGUUACCUUUGUCACAGGAGAAUGGGAACUCUGUGGGUCUGUAGGGCCCCUACUAACCUGCCCCGUUCUGUCAUCUCUACCCACAGCCCUGUGUGUGACUGAUUCCAUUUCCAACCUUUGUCACAUUUUUGCUACAACCCUGCACAAACAUGGUACUGUUGGUCUAAAUGUGAAGACUGUAUUGGUUGGAUAUUUAAAUCACUUAGUGCUAGGCUGAAACAUGUUGGCCACCUUUGACCCAGCACUGGAAGUAAGUGCUUCUGUCAGUUUUCAUCCAGUCCAUUAGUGGCAGGUGCUAGGAGAAGUGGAACAGAGCCUGUGUGUUGGUAUGGGACACAGGCUCUGUUCCACUUCUCCUAGCACCAACUGCCUACGCCACUCCCUUGGACCUCCGUGUAGUCUUGCAUUCUAUGAUUUUGUUUUGGUUUUCUCAUUUGCCUAGUUGACACACAGUACCUUUUCAUCAAGGUCUAUGUAUGCUUUGGAAUAAAAAAUGUUGGGCUGUUUGGCCUGCAUGAUGUUUGCAAUGUAGUGGUUGAAGUAGCUUUUUCACCAGAACUAAAAAGAUCAAUUCUAGUCAUAGCUCUGGGCUUCCAUGACAAGGAUUUUAUCACUGUCAAUUUACAACCAGAUUUUUCCUAAAAUGGUAACAUCAAGGGUAGUAAAUAAUACGGACCUGAAUGAAUAGCAUCUAUUUGCUGUGUUAUGCAUAGGACCAGGAGUUCUUUAUGCUCAGGUCACAUGAUCUAGCAGAAGCUAGAAGCUAGAGCUAGUUAUGACGUAUCCCUGGUGGAUUACUUCAGUAUUCCAUGCGGAUACUGAGGCCGGGAUUCAAACAAAUGGCACUGUGCCUACAUUGCACUACACUUGACGUUUGGCGAUUGCAUUUUGUAGUGAUGUCAGCACACUUCCUUUUGUUUGAAUUCCUGUCUGAGUUUGCUGUGGCCUUGACUGUUUGAAGCUGUGAAUGUCCUCUUACAAGGACAGAAAACUGAAAUAAAUUCCAAAACAGCUCUGCAA
Salmo salar (Atlantic salmon) is the source of this 4742-nucleotide messenger RNA. The record is from RefSeq and is a predicted model, not a curated record. Lineage: Eukaryota; Metazoa; Chordata; Actinopteri; Salmoniformes; Salmonidae.